This is a messenger RNA of Ilex paraguariensis (yerba mate), 1157 nucleotides long. NCBI's taxonomy places the organism in Eukaryota, Viridiplantae, Streptophyta, Magnoliopsida, Aquifoliales, Aquifoliaceae. The record is from the annotation of a GenBank genome assembly.
CAAGAACCGGACCGGCUGAGAUUCCGAUUCACAAUUUAAUCGGCCGAUCCGAUCCGCUUCUGAUAACAUUAGUUUAAAAGUUAGGAUAUCCAAUACGGCCUUUUAUUUAGUAUAUUUCCGUAUUGUACCAUUUUUACCAUUUCGGUAUUGAAGCCAAGUCCGCCGAUUUUGUUUUCUCAUCCUUCCUUUUCCUACCUUUUUCUCUUCCCUCUGAACGACUUGUUCUCUCCCUUUCUCUCUUUCCUUCUCACGGCCGUGCUUAUAAAUCUUUGUAUGUGGCAAUCUCAUCUUAUACAUACGUGGGUAGACAUUUCUCAAAUUCCAUUCGCUUUCGUUUCUUUCAUCUGAAUCUCAUCAUGGGAGAUGCUAAUGCCAAAGAUGGAACAAUUUCUGUGGCUUCUGCAUUUGCCGGUCACGAAGAAGUUGUACAGGAUAGAGACCACAAAUUCUUAACGAAAGCUGUUGAAGAGGCUUAUAAAGGGGUAGAAUAUGGGGACGGUGGUCCAUUUGGUGCAGUUGUUGUCUGUAAUGAUGAGGUCGUUGUGAGCUGUCACAAUAUGGUGUUGAAAAAUACAGACCCUACUGCGCAUGCUGAAGUUACAGCAAUAAGAGAGGCAUGUAAGAAGCUCAAUCAACUCGAGCUGUCGGACUGCGAGAUCUAUGCAUCUUGUGAGCCUUGUCCAAUGUGCUUUGGUGCCAUAUUUCUUUCAAGAAUUAAGAGGUUGGUUUAUGGAGCCAAGGCCGAAGCUGCUAUUGCAAUUGGCUUCGAUGAUUUUAUUGCAGAUGCAUUAAGGGGCACUGGGAUUCAUCAGAAGGCUCACUUGGAGAUCAAAAGAGCUGAUGGUGAUGGGGCAAUUAUUGCAGAGCAAGUAUUUGAGAAGACAAAAGCCAAAUUUCCUAUGUAUUAAGAAAAUAAAACUUCAUGUUAUUCUAAUAAGGUACAGUUAAACUUCAUGACCUAUUCAUAAUUACGUGUUUGAAGAACUAUUCGCAUUGUCUUCGAAUAAAUAUGGUCUUGAAGUUUCUGGCCGAAUGUAGCAUGUGGUGGAUUUCUCAGCUACUGUUUGUUUCGAAUAAAUGAGUCGGUUUAAUAUGUUUUUUUUUCUUUUUGAGAAUUACAUGCAGACUUAUUGAAAUUUGUCACUUAAUCAUUUAGA